Molecule: messenger RNA, 1020 nt
Organism: Mizuhopecten yessoensis (Yesso scallop)
Lineage: Eukaryota; Metazoa; Mollusca; Bivalvia; Pectinida; Pectinidae
Exons: 3
Coding region: 274-657 (127 amino acids)
Source: RefSeq, a predicted model, not a curated record
GUCGUCUUAAGUCGUCUCUUAAUUUUCCACAAUACUGGAUUGAAAAUGUCUAAAUUUCACCCCCUUUUAAGAUUUUGCCUCGCUGAAGCGAUCAACAAUAAAUAAACAUCACACGGUCAUAAUAUGAGUAAAAAUCGUUUAUUUAUUAGCCUGAUGGGCAUUGACAGUGUAAAGUUGUAGUUUGUUUCUAUAAAUUUCAAUGUUAAACUGUUCAAAUAAAUAUUUUAUUCUAUUUUACAUUGUAGUAAAUAUACGAUCACAGAUUAAUUUACAAUGAAACCACAAGUACUUACUCAGCCAAGAGAUAGCAGAAAAUGCCUAUUCAAAAGUCCAACAGCCACCACAACAGAAAAAGAAUUGCCUGGAUUUGUUACUCCAUUGGGAACAUCUCAGAAGAGAAACAGACGAGUUCUUAUCUUUUCACCACUGAAGGGUACUCCUCAUAAAAGCCCACUGAAAAAGAAACGUCGGCAGCCAGUAUGGACCCAGAAAGAGUUGUGUUCCUUAGUAGAGUUUGUUGCCUUGCACAAGGAUUUGCAGUCUUCUUCAAAUGAGUGGCCUGCUAUGAAUGCAGAUAAUGUAUAUUGGACAAAAGCAAGUGAUUUCAUCAAACAGACAUGUGGCUCUGUUAGAAGCAUUUGUUGGGACCAGUGCUAAAAAAGGUGGAGGAAGACCUGUUACUAAUUGCCCCCCUAUGGACAACACAGUGUUGGUUCCCUCGACUGCUGAGGCUGGUGGUAGCAGAGCCUCGUUUAUUACCUGUGAAAAAGGACACUCUAGUAAUGCCACAAGACAGACAAAUGACACAUCCUCUGCUAAGAGAACUGCACCUGACUGCUUUCAGAAUAUCGGGGAAGCCAUCCAAAGCCAGGGAAUUUCGUCAAAUACAACCAAUAUUAUCCUACAAUCAUGGCGCGAUUCCACGAAACGACAAUACAGGACAUAUCACAAAAAAUGGCUGUCAUUUUGUGACGGACAACAUAGUGAUCCGUUUUCUCCAAAUGUAAAUAGUGUUUUGAA